CAAACGGGCUCCAAUAUUCUUUUUCUUUUUUUCCCUCCCUUCAUUUUGUUGCGAGAACAACGCGUAAGAGACUCAACAAAUUAAAUCCCAAUUGAAAGCUGCAAUUUCUCACAAAAAAAUUCAAAGCUUUGAUCCACAGGAGCAAUGGCCCGUACUAAGCAGACUGCCCGUAAAUCCACUGGAGGUAAAGCUCCACGUAAGCAGUUGGCCACAAAAGCUGCCCGGAAGAGCGCCCCUUCCACUGGAGGUGUGAAAAAGCCCCAUCGCUACAGGCCCGGGACCGUGGCUCUUCGUGAGAUCCGUCGUUACCAGAAGUCCACUGAACUUCUGAUCCGCAAGCUGCCCUUCCAGCGCUUGGUGAGAGAAAUCGCCCAGGACUUCAAGACAGACCUGCGUUUCCAGAGUGCAGCGAUUGGCGCUCUGCAGGAGGCCAGCGAGGCCUACCUGGUGGGUCUGUUUGAGGACACCAACCUGUGUGCAAUCCAUGCUAAGCGUGUCACCAUCAUGCCCAAAGACAUCCAGUUGGCACGUCGCAUCCGUGGGGAGCGUGCCUAAAUUUUUUUUCUUUCUCAUGAAAUGCUCUUCUCUUGUCCCAUCACCAUAUUUUCCUUCUCCCUACAUAGAUAGUAGUUUGGUUUGAGGUUCUCAAUAUAUUAUGACUGUGAUAACUGUCAAUGUGUGAUUAUGUCUUGGUUGGUGCUACAAGUAGAAGAGUUUCUUUCGAUAUAUCUUCAUUUACAUUUGAAACUUUACACUCCUCACUUUAGCUAUUGCUAUGAAUACUGUGUUUUUGCUAGCCAUAAGUAGUGUGUAACCUGGAAUGAGUAUAGUACAUAGCGUUAAGACAUUUUCACCUUCAAAUGGACAUAUUCAUUGAUAUCAUGGGUCUUCUGUUUUUUUUCUUUUUUGUAAUUUUAAAAUUGACACAAACACAGUCAGUUCUAUUUUUACAACAGUGGUGUUUAAUAUUGUAUCCAAAUGCUUUAUUCUGUUUGUCAAUUUCAAAUGUCAUUGCACUAUAAUGACAACAUGGUUUGACACUUCUACGCGGCAUAUAUGUAGCAGACACGAUUUAAUUUUACACUUGGCUUUCACCACAUUAUUAUGUUCAUGCAAUGUUCUGAUUUUUUUGUUUCUCUCUCAGGUCGAUAACCUAUUUUUUUCUACUGUUUUUUUUAUUUGUGUUUUUGGUCAUUUUGAAGGCUAAAACAUUUGUACUCCAAAAUUCACAUACAAACAUAAAUAAAACUUAUUGUGGUUAAAUAGA
Messenger RNA from Hippocampus comes (tiger tail seahorse), 1267 nucleotides. RefSeq names its product histone H3.3. Gene Ontology annotation, molecular function: protein heterodimerization activity; structural constituent of chromatin; DNA binding. Gene Ontology annotation, cellular component: nucleosome. NCBI's taxonomy places the organism in Eukaryota, Metazoa, Chordata, Actinopteri, Syngnathiformes, Syngnathidae. The record is from RefSeq and is a predicted model, not a curated record. The transcript has 4 exons. The coding region runs from base 145 to 555 and encodes 136 amino acids.